CAAUAAAGAGAUUCUUGAUUCAGCAAAUAAGAUUUCAGUGUUUCUGCUCCUACCUCUUACACGAGAAUUAUAUCAAGAUUACAUUACAUGGAACAUGACACAUAAAUUAAACUUUCUCUGAAGUUGUCCCUACAAAUUGCUGCAUUAUUAACUGACAAGAAUCUCCUGAAACAUAGAAGCAGAAAAAAAGAAUCAAGCAAAUAAGCAUUGUGAAAAAGAAGAAAUUAAAACUUAAGAACAAAACAAAAAGGGAAAUCCACACUAAAUCAUGUUCCAACUUAUUUGCAUGUGUAUGCAUGUCGAAGUAGGAGAGAAAAAACGUGUGAGAUUUUGUAAGAUUCAAAAUGUUUAGAGCCCUUUUCGUUCUGUAUUGGGCUAAAUGUGACAGAAUCAAACUGGAUUCAGUUUGUCUGAGCUACCUAAAAAGAACAAAAAAGCUUGAGGUCCGAGAUGGAGAAAAAAAUAAGAUGGAAAAGGGAGGCAAAUUUUAACAAAAACUUAUGAAGAAUUUUUUGAAUGAGUUAAGGUCUCUCUUCACAUGCCAAAAAAUGGUAGGAUAUCUCAGCGGCAUUCGGACGAGAAGGAGACAACAGUGGCACGUUUGGGCGUGGCAACGGAGACAGAAUAUCAAAGAGGAAUGAGAUUAUCUCAUUUUAACCUGUGGGACUUUGAAUCUCAUCAUGGUUUAGAUUUAAAAAUUUUGUGUAGGGUUUAUAAUAAAAAAAGUUAUUUCUCAACUCCAUUCUUUUCUUUUGCCCUUUGCGAUGCUUUUAAAAUAAUGAAACAGUUGUUGUCAACUUUUGAUAUUGCAAAUCAUUGCUUAAUUAAACCAUUCACAUGGCU
Rubroshorea leprosula is the source of this 843-nucleotide messenger RNA. Lineage: Eukaryota; Viridiplantae; Streptophyta; Magnoliopsida; Malvales; Dipterocarpaceae. The record is from the annotation of a GenBank genome assembly.